Molecule: messenger RNA, 2121 nt
Organism: Acanthaster planci (crown-of-thorns starfish)
Lineage: Eukaryota; Metazoa; Echinodermata; Asteroidea; Valvatida; Acanthasteridae
Source: RefSeq, a predicted model, not a curated record
CGCUGUUGGAAUACCGAACAGGUUCGUGGAAACAACGCGUGAAAUUAAGAAAUAAUAAUAACGAUCUCCACGUCACAAUGUCGUAAAUAUAAUGGGUAUUUCCAACCAAAACAAAAAAUGUAGUGGAAGUGUGGUCGAGACACUCGGUGUUGGCGGAGCGUGGUCCACGUAGGAGCUGGCCUCCGUAUUUCCUUGCACGACCCAACAAAGAUGUCCGUUUCGAAGGCUUCGCGAGGAAGCCGAAGGGGUCGUUCGUCGUCAGCCACGCCUUCCGUAGCUGGGUUGAAGGCGGGAUCAUCUCAAAGUUCUCGUCGGACUGGCCAAUCUCGAAGCCACGCUCAGCGACACUCACCCAUGAAGUCUAAGUUACCUGCUGUGAUAUCUGACCGGUUUCAGACUUCACGGUCGGGGGUCAAGAGAUCAAGCAUUGUUUCCAGGGCCAGAGGUCACCACAAGCUGAGCAAGAGACCCGCUGGCCGUCAAAAGUUCCGACGGGCCCCGCCUUUCACCAGGGUCUUCUCGCAACUGUCUCACUCGCGCUACUUUCUCCGAAGCGCCUCGUCGACGAAAACUGGAAAGCGGUCAUCGGCCCAACGCCGAAUAUCGUUCCAGUGUGAUGUGGCGCGAUAUUCCCUGCGCUCCUUGGCUGGGAUAAAGCGACAAGUGGACCGGGACAACAGUGCGUCUGACAGCGUAGUGGGCCGCCGGCCACGCGGUACGAGUGGAAAGAGCGCUGGGUCACCGAGGGAUGAUUCGAGUGAGCCUGAGGACUCCUCCGACCGGACCAAAAGGAAGCGGAAAAUCUCUGCUCAGCCCCCACCUCCCCCUAACACACCUUGCUCAACUCCGGAGACCAUCACCCCACCGAGUAAGAGGGCUCGCUCCUCACCCGUGUUCAGUGUGAAAUCGACCGCCGGUAAAACCACCCGGCCCCGCACGGCACCACCUUCAGGGCGCUCUGGGACCACACGCCGCCGCCCGGAUCUCGACCCGCGGGAGAAGAACGAGCCCGCGGCAAAGAGACAGCGUCGACACGAGACCGUUCUGAUGGAUCUGAAGAGGCGACUGGAUGCUAUUCGUGCCGCGGCUAGGAAACGGGAUGUCGUUGCCAUGCCAACCGUUCGCAUCCGUUGGGAGAGGGCGCUUGAUACUGGGAGCAAUGCAGUGUCAGUCACCGCUGUUGUCAGGCGGCUCAAACGACAGUUAGCUGAAAGCACGCCCAUCAUCAGCCAAAUGAGUCUGCGCAACGGCAAAACAAAGUUCAACCAGUUUGAAUAGCGACGCACAAGUAUUCAGUAUUGUAUACCCUACCGAUAGUUUUUCGCUAUUACCGACGUUCACUGACUAAAUACCACAAGUAGACAAAUUUAUAGUUCCUAUAGUAGCUUCAUUUGGGCAAGCAUUAUAUCCUUUUCAACAGGACUUUAACAAAUCCCAGCUAUAUAUUCCCAAUAAUUAUGUUCAAUUCACGUCUUAUUCAUACUCAGAAACAGAAGUUAACACAAACCAUAGGCUUUGUUAAAACAACAUCACAUUACAUCAUAUUGUAAAAUGCAUUAUUAUAAAUAAGUGAAAUUUACUGUCAGAUGCGAACUUCGAACCAUCAGAUUAAUAUUACUGUGAUAAUCUUCCCCAGACUUUUAAUCAAAAUGGUAUUUUAAACAAUUAUCCUAUAAUUUGACUUAGAGGUUUGAUGGGUAAAGGAAUCAGUGACAUGAAUCCGACAAUUCUUGAAAUGAUUAAAAUACGUACCCGUGGGUAGAGUUCGAUAAGCAUAUAUAUGAAUCACACAGUACAAGUUUUAAAAAGGCACAUACAUUCACAAUAUAACAUCAAAUUUUAAUUAAAGUUACAACUGAAUUCUGUUUUUAAAUCAAACUCAUUCGAACAACAGCAAUGACUCAAGUGGCCAGCGAAAUAAAUGGAAAGCUUCCAGUUAUCCGUAAGACAUCUUUUGGUUUAGUCCGACAGCAAUCCAACUGCUCUGUUUUAUACGCCCGUUGAACUCCUAACACAUGAGAUCAUUGAAAAAGGUUUAGAAAGUGAGGGGACUGAGCUGAACAGGUCUCUGGGGGUGUUAUCUUAAACCUCUAUUAUUUUCAAUUAACAGUCAAAACAGGA